Molecule: messenger RNA, 2343 nt
Organism: Chironomus riparius
Lineage: Eukaryota; Metazoa; Arthropoda; Insecta; Diptera; Chironomidae
Source: the annotation of a GenBank genome assembly
AUGGACGGUACUUGGGAGAGAUUAAAGGUGCUGUUUCCAGUCAUAAGCAGUUCUCUAGCAGAAUCGGAAGUUACAAAAGAAAAUAUUGACUCAAUUUAUCUGGAAUUAGUGUCAUUAGGUGUACUGGAAGAAGUUUCUCAAUUAAUUUGUAUUGAAAUAGAUAAAACGUUGCAAACGCAAGUAGUUCCUGAGUUUUGGAAGAUAUUUGACACUAAUUUAGAUGCGCAAUCUGAUAAUCAAGCUAGAGAAAGAUGUGAAUUUCAGCUGUUUCGGACCACAGUUUUGCAGCUAUAUAAAAAAUUUCAAAUAAUCAAUCGAAUGCUCGAACGACUGAAAUAUCUUUAUGAGAAAUCAGGAACAAAAUUCAUUUAUAAUUUUGAUGAAAUAUUCAAGUCAGUCUUACUGUCUCAACUUCCAAAUAAUUUUACCAAACUUGUGUAUUCAUUUUAUCAUAUAUCCUUUAACGUAUUCAUAAAUACAAAAGCUGAGGAGGAUGACGAUGAUGAUGAUAUGGAUCAAUUGAGAGAGCGAGAUGACUGUGAUGGAUGUGAAAUGCCUACAGCUAGAUGCCAAUGUCAAGAACUAGUUACUGCAUUUGGAGAAAUUAACUUGUGUCUCACAAGAAUGGGCUUAUUAGAUAGAAUCUCUGGAUACACGCUAACCAAUCUCAUUCAGGAUGAAAUUUAUGGACACAUACAAAAGACAUGUAGAGGCAUUUUUGAUACACAGCAUCUUAAAAAUCUUGAGAAAUGGCUCGACACAAUCGUGCUUGAAUGGCUCACAAGAAUUUUCAAUAAUGGCUCAGCAAAACUGGAUCCUUCAAAUCUUAAAAUUCGUGAAUCCAUCAGUUAUUUUCAAAAGAAAUUAAAGUACCUUUUGUAUGAAAAAUAUGCCAAAACCAUUAUAGAUCAGUUUUUCAACAUUAUUAUAGAAUUUCCUGAUUCACAGCCAGCUAUAGAUGAUCUAAAAUUGUGCAUGGAAAAAUUGGAUUUAAGAGCACAUCUAGUUGAAGUUCUGAAGAACUCACUAGAAACAAGAUUAUUACAUCAAGGUGUUGAAACGAGUGACAUAAUAACUGGAUAUGUAGCAACUAUUAAGACUAUGAGACAUCUUGAAAAAAGUGGAAUUCUUCUUCAAACUGUCACUGAGCCAGUAAAAGAAUAUUUAAGAAAAUGUCGACAGGAUACAGUUAGAUGUGUAGUGACAAGUUUAAUUGAAGAGACUCCUUCAGAUCUUUCAGAGGAACUGGCAAGAAGUGAGGCAAUCAAGGCUGAAGAAAAUGAAAGAAAUCAAGAUGAAAUGAAUAAUUGGCAAGAUUGGACUCCAGAUCCAGUUGAUGCUCUUGAUAGCGAUAAGAACUCGGCACAAAACCGAAGAUCAGAUAUUAUUUCAAUGAUCGUUGAUAUUUAUGGCAGCAAGGAAUUAUUUGUUAAUGAAUAUCGGAAUUUACUAGCUGAUCGUCUUCUUACACAACUUGAUUUUAAUCCAGAAAAGGAAAUCAGAAACUUGGAACUUCUUAAAUUGAGAUUCGGUGAAAAUUUAUUACAUAGCUGUGAAGUAAUGCUAAAGGACAUUAGUGACUCAAAACGAAUUAAUUCUCAUAUUUUAGAAUGUAGUACAUUCACAUCAGAAGAAACACCAAAUGAUCCAGCAGUGUCUGCCUUAAUUGUAUCUUCACAAUUUUGGCCAAUGUUUAAGAAAGAAUCGAUGGAAUUGCCAGAAGAGAUUAAUAAACUCUUUGAAAGAUAUAAGAAAUCAUAUGAGGAAUAUAAAGGAAAUCGAACGUUGUGCUGGACACCAUUAAAUGGAAAGGUUAACAUUGAAAUUGAAAUAAAUGACAAAAAAUUAGACAUGACAGUUAACCCGGCUCAAGCCACAAUUAUUAUGCAUUUCCAAAAUCAAAAAGAAUGGCAAUUAGAUCAGUUGAGUACAGUUAUUAAUAUGCCACCUUCAACAUUAAGAAGACGGAUUGGAUUUUGGCAAUUGCAAGGCUUAAUAAGAGAAGCUAAGGAAAAUACAUUUAUUCUGUGUGACGAGAAUCAUGAUCAAGCAGGUGAGAUUGAAACAGAAACAAAUGUGGUUUUAGACGAAGAAGAAACGAUGGUAUCAGCAAAUGAUCAGAGAGAGGAAGAACUUCAAGUAUUUUGGUCUUACAUUCUUGGUAUGCUAACAAAUCUUGACUCAAUGAGCCUUGAACGUAUACAUCAAAUGUUAAAAAUGUUUGCAUCGCAAGGUCCUGGAUUUGAAUUUUCUCAAGAAGAACUGAAAAGUUUCCUGCAAAGAAAAGUACGAGAACACAAGCUUGUCUAUUCUUAUGGUGUGUAUCAACUUAACAAGAACUAA